UCAUCUGUUGUCAAACAAGAGUUAUUAAUGCCUAAUAACGAGAAACCUGUUUCCGACUCACCUUGUGAACGCUACAUUGGUGUCAGAAGUGGGAUUCAACCUCAAAAUUGUAAACAACAAUGGCGGCGCCCAUCAACCAGCAGCAGCCGCCGCCGGGUCCGUGAAAACACCCAAAUACUCGGGUAAGGCAGACUGGGAGGCUUUCCAUGCCCAAUUUGAAAUACUUGCACAUGCCGGGGGGUGGUCAAUAGAGACUAAAGCACUACAGCUAGCUUUGUGCCUCACAGACGAGGCUCUUUCAUGUCUGCUACUGCUUAGCCCUGUGGACCGACUCAGCUAUGAAGCGUUAGCGGGGGCUUUGAAGAGGCGGUUUGGACAGUGUUUCCCGCCAGAGCUGCUCCGGAACGAGUUGAGUAACUGCUGUAGGGAGUGUGGAGAGACGCUGCGUGCGUUGGCUAACAACGUGGAGAGCCUGACGCGGCGGGCGUAUGCACACAUGCCACCCGGAGUGCAGAGUGAGCUGGCACGUGAUCAAUUCAUCAGGGCUCUCCGCCCUGCGGACUUGAGGGUCGAGGUACAGCUGCAGCAUCCACAGUCCUUGCAGGCGGCCUUGGAGAUAGCUGUGGAGAGAGAGAACGUGUGGAGUGGAGCUGCUAGGAGCAGCGGAGUGCCGGCAGCACCGGCUGUGAGGAGCUGCAGGGAGGAGGAGAAGCCUGCAUGGGUUACCGAGAUGACGGAAAUGAUAAGGGCUGUUUCUCUGCAGCCAACACACAGACCAAGUACCAGGGUCUGCUGGGGGUGUGGUCAGCCAGGACAUUUGGCCAGAGACUGCCCCAAGGCACCCCGGGCCCAGGGAAACGACGGGGGGCCCGCAUAAAGGAGAAUAUGUGGAACCAAGCCCAAAGACUCCCCAACCAAACCACAGCUCUAUUGCCACCGACUCAGACAUCCGAGGAAGGAGCCCGACAGCACAGCCGGGGGAGCCAGACUCUACGCUCUCCUGAAGAAGAUGACAGCACAGGCGUGGAGCCUGUCGUCGCGGUGGGCCGUGCUGGUGGGGACUCCUGCUAUGUCCCUGUCGAUGUGGAAGGGGUGCCCUGCGCUGCACUGGUGGACACAGGCUCUACAGUAACCCUGGUGAGAGCAGAUGUGUUGCCCAGUGGGACUAUGUUCGAGCCGACAUCGGUGCGUCUACGCACAGUCACAGGAGAGUUGGCGGCUAUGAAAGGAAGAGGCGUGCUGUCUGUGUCGGUGGGGGGAGUUGAAGUGCGGCACCCCGUGUGGAUAGCGGAUGUACAGGACCCGUGUAUUCUGGGUUUGGACUUUUUGAAGGCGACGGGCUGCCUCCUGGAUCUUCAAGCAGGCACAGUGAGUUUCCGGGUGGGGCCUGUGAUUACUAUGACCCGUAUCCACAACCCUGCUGAGCCUGCGGGGAGACCCCCUACACCCACCGUGAGUACCCUAGAAAUCGAGGAAAACCCUCUCUCCGUUCCGGUAUCCCCGGUGACGCCCACUCAGGACAAUUCCCCACCUGUCACCCCCGGACUGCGCCACCCGAGCACAGCCCCCCCCCAGUUACCCCAGACGGAGGUAGAAGAGGCUCAGUCUGCAGUAUUGGAGGUGUGGAGGAAGAACUGUGGCGGCCUAAAUCCCGAGCAGCAAGAGCAAUUGGGGCAGCUUCUGCUAGAGUUCCAGGGCAGUUUUGCCAUGAAGGAGGAGGAGGUGGGCCGAACGCAUCUGGUGGAACACGAGAUUGAUACGGGGGACUCGCGUCCCAUCAGGUGUCGCCCGCGCCGACUUCCCCUGGCUCGUCUCCCCUUACCCACAAUUUAAAACGAUGUUUUCCACUGUAGAGAAGGAUGGUCUCUCACCUUUCUCAUCAUGUGAGCUGCGGCCUGCCAUCCCCGGGUGCCGAUGUGCUUGUUGGAGGAGAUGUUGAGAUGUGUGGCGGACUCGUAGUACUCGAUCAUGUCAAACAGAGCUGACGCACCCUGAGGAGCACAGAUGGAAAAUAAGAGGAACAUAUUAUUUACAUUUCAGAUUGAAAUCAUACAGUUUUAAACAAAGUCGCUGUGUCAAAGUCCUUAAAGGGAUGUUAGGUGAUAUAAUGUGGAGCAGCUGUAGUUGCCACGGUAACAGUCCCUGGGAGUAGGUGAGGUACGGUCUAUAGUUGCAGAUAAAAAGUGAGUGGACCUUUGAAAAAACUGCUACCGUCUUCUAGAUAUCAUUCGGAAUGAAAGUUAGAGUAGGGCUGUGACUGACUUA
Molecule: messenger RNA, 2265 nt
Organism: Gymnodraco acuticeps
Lineage: Eukaryota; Metazoa; Chordata; Actinopteri; Perciformes; Bathydraconidae
Exons: 2
Coding region: 718-1833 (371 amino acids)
Biological process (GO): proteolysis
Molecular function (GO): aspartic-type endopeptidase activity
Source: RefSeq, a predicted model, not a curated record